AUGGUCAAGCUACCAACCCUCCUGGCCAGUCUGGCCAGUCUCGCCCUCAUCACCCCAGCGGCAUCCCAGUUCCCGCCUAAGCCAUCAGGCGUCAAGGUUCUCCGAUCCAAGUUUCACGAAAACGUCACGAUAUCAUACAAGCAGCCGCAGAUAUGCGAGCCCGAGGAGUUUGCCAAGUCGUAUUCCGGCUAUGUUCAUCUCCCCCCCGGGCUGGUGGAUGACGUCGAUGGUGAGAAGCAGGAUUAUCCGAUAAAUACAUUCUUCUAUUUCUUCGAAGCGAGGAACAACCCCGAGGAAGCCCCCUUGGCCAUAUGGCUGAAUGGCGGCCCCGGCGGAUCAUCCAUGUUCGGCCUCUUCCAGGAGAACGGUCCCUGUCUGGUGAACCGCGACUCGCAGACGACACGGUUCAACCACUUUGCUUGGAACACGCACGUCAACAUGCUGUACAUCGACCAGCCCAACCAGGUGGGCUUCUCGUACGACGAGUUGACCAACGUCACUGUCACUUCGACGCCUGACCAGGACACCGUCACUGCGCCAGCCAACUUCUCUUCUCCUUCCUCCCUCGGCGAUCAUGGCAUACCGCCCCAGGGCCUCCCCGAGACAAAUGCCACGUACCGCUUCGGCACCACGGGAAGCAACAAAGUCUCACGCACGGCCAACAGCACCGCCCAGGCGGCACACGCCCUGUGGCACUUCGUUCAGACGUGGACGAGCGAGUUUCCCCACUACGGGCCCCGCGAUGGGCUCAUCAACCUCUGGACCGAGAGUUAUGGAGGACACUACGGUCCCGGAAUCAUGCGCUUCUUCCAGCUGCAGAAUGAGAGGAUAGACAACGGGACUAUCGGCCCAGAGGAGCAUGCUCAUCAUCUUCAUCUAGAUACGUUGGGUAUCAUCAACGGGUUCAUGGACUCGGCUAUCCAGGGCAAGGCGUACAUUGACUUUCCCCAUAACAAUACAUAUGACAUCCAAGUCUUUGACGACAACCUCCACUCGGAGCUCCUCUACAACUGGACACGGCCCGGCGGCUGUCUAGAGCAGACGCGCGAGUGCGAGUCGCGCCUGGCGUCUUUCGACGCUGCCUCGGUGAACCGCGGCCUCGUCCCCGUCAGAGACGUGUGCGACACGGCAUCCUGGUGCGAGGACCACGUCAUCGAGGCGUACGUAUCGGGCGGUCAAGCCGGCUGGUUUGACGUCGCCCACCCUUCCGCCGACCCCUUCCCGGACCCCUACCUGCAUGGCUACCUUUCACAGGAGCGCGUGCUGUCGGAGUUGGGCGUGCCCGUCAACUUCUCCGCCUUCUCGCCGCCGGUGGCCGCCGGUUUCGCGUCUACUCAUGACAGCGUCCACGGCGGCUUCCUCAACGCGAUAGCCCACCUGCUCGACAGCGGCAUCAAGGUACACCUUAUCUACGGCGACCGCGACUACGCGUGCAACUGGAUCGGCGGAGAGGCCGCCAGCCUGGCCGUCCCCUACUCACGCCGCGAUGACUUUGCCGCCUCGCCCUACGGUCCCUUCACCACCGGUAGCGGCCACGGCGGCCUGUCCGGCAUCACGCGCCAGCUUGGAAACUACAGCUUCACCCGCGUCUUCCAGGCGGGCCACAUGGUCCCAUCGUACCAGCCACGCGCAGCGCACGAGCUCUUCCAUCGCGCCACCUUCAACCUCGACAUGGGACUCGGCAUCUUCCCGGUGCACGACGGCCUGGAGAACGACAUCGGCUCCGACGCUGUCCAUCGUUGGAUGAAGAACACGCCCCCCGCUAGACCUGAGCCCGAGUGCUAUGUCCUCUAUCCUUCAUCCUGCACACCCGAAGUCUGGGCUAGGGUGAUCGCCGGGGAGGCCAUCAUAAGGGAUUACAUUGUCGUUGGGUUCCAGGGUGGUGAUGAAUUGUAG
Molecule: messenger RNA, 1896 nt
Organism: Geosmithia morbida
Lineage: Eukaryota; Fungi; Ascomycota; Sordariomycetes; Hypocreales; Bionectriaceae
Product: Serine carboxypeptidase
Exons: 3
Coding region: 1-1896 (631 amino acids)
Biological process (GO): proteolysis
Cellular component (GO): fungal-type vacuole
Molecular function (GO): serine-type carboxypeptidase activity
Source: RefSeq, a predicted model, not a curated record